AGAUGGCACAGUUGAUCACUGUAUACGUUAUCUUAUGACUGCAAAGUGUAAAUAAUCUUAUAGUACGCGAGCUGUUGCGCAUAAAGACGUAAUCAAAUGCUAGUUCAUAUUAAAUGGUUUCGUACAGGAGAAUAUUUUUCACAAUCAUAAACACUUAUCCAUGAAUUAAUAAUAGCGUUAGGCGUAAAUUCUGCCACAUAACCUCAUUUCUGAGGAUUAGAUUCACAAUAUAAGUCAGAAUGAAUAACACUAUCACAGAUAGUCCAGGCUCCAAAGCCUUGGAGGCUGCCAAGAACAUCAAGGACCUGGCUAUAUUUAAAAAGCCUAUCGGAUCUGCAAAAAAGAAGAAGUGUACUCAACCAAAAAUCCUGGAUGAAGAUAUGUACAUUGAGAAAAUGGGUGAAAUUAUACAGAGGGAUUUUUUUCCACACUUGGAAAGAUUACAGGCACAGAAUCAAUACUUAGAUGCCCUGGAGCAGAACGAUGUGAAAAGAAUGAGAGAAUUGUAUGCAAAGUAUAGCUCUGGCCGACCUGUUACAGAAAGACCAGUUAGCCCAGCAACUUUUGAGACUCCUCAACGUAGAGUUGAAGUGGAUGAAGUACCACAUACUCCCGAAGUAGCUGCUGAAGAAGUAUCAAUAGAACCUGUGAAGCAGGACGAUAAAAUAGAAAAUAAGACUGGUUUGGAUGAUUAUUUAAGUACUCACACAAGUGAAGAUAAUGCUAGUUUUGAGGAGAUGAUGGUUGAAGCAGAAAACAAACGUAGACUAAAGCAUGCUUGGCUCUAUGAGGCAGAAGAGAAGUCAAAGGCAUGGCUUGCUAUUAACAAUACAACUGAUCCCUUAGCUAUUGAAGGACCAAAUUCUAGACCGAAGCAAGUGGACAGUUGGGCUUACAGGAAUAAGAAUUACAUUAUGUAUAUUCCUGAUGGAGUGGAGCCUACAGCUGAGGAGAAAAUAGAGUUAGCUAAGAAGAAACAGGUGGUGAUGCACGAAAACACGAGAUUAAAAACAAAUCCCUUCAAUGAACAACAAAAUAAGGAAACCAUCAACGAAUUGGCAAAGUCCCAGUCCAAGGCUAAUGAUGGCAAAAUCGGUGUAGAUGGUAAAGAAGUCGUUAGAAAUGCAACGCCGCAAGUGAACGGUUACAGUUUCGUAGCGACACCAAGUCCGAGACCAGGAGAAUGUGAGAGUCCUUUGAUGACAUGGGGUCAAAUCGAAGGGACUCCCUUUCGUUUGGACGGUGGUGACACUCCACUGCUUAGAACGAGUCAAGGUCCUUCUUUUAGGAUGGCAGAACCACCGAAAAGAGAGAAGUUAGCAUUACAGUUGGCCGAAAAAGCUGGUGAAAGGCACAGAGAUCGAAAGAAUAAAUCAGUGAAAAGUUUAUAAAAAUUCAUAAAAUAUCCUAUUCUUUUCAGGCCAUCACCAAGAUCUACUAUGGAUCGUUUAAGCACAAUGUCUCCUGCGGCAAGAAGAUUGGCAACUCAAAAAUUGCGAAUCUCAGCCACACCAUCGCCACGGCGAACACCAGCGUCGAGGACUCCGCCCAUAGGCGUCAGGACACUCGGCACACCGCGUACGAAUACGCCAGCUAAGCGAGCAGCUUCGCAGAAAGUAGAUAUCAGUGCUGCACGGAUACAAGGACCAGUACUCACAGAUAAUUUGCUCAAUCUACCUCCUCAACGGCAACGAGCAUCGGACUUCUUCAACAAAUAAAAGCUACCAUGUUCGAGAAACAUAUAAAAUAUCUCGUGUAACUUUAAUAAUAUUGUAUAAUAAAUAUCAUAGUAUAU
Messenger RNA from Odontomachus brunneus, 1795 nucleotides. RefSeq names its product splicing factor ESS-2 homolog. The record is from RefSeq and is a predicted model, not a curated record. Lineage: Eukaryota; Metazoa; Arthropoda; Insecta; Hymenoptera; Formicidae. The transcript has 3 exons. Gene Ontology annotation, cellular component: catalytic step 2 spliceosome.